Molecule: messenger RNA, 1515 nt
Organism: Sphaeroforma arctica JP610
Lineage: Eukaryota; Ichthyosporea; Ichthyophonida
Product: glucose-6-phosphate isomerase
Exons: 3
Coding region: 1-1515 (504 amino acids)
Biological process (GO): gluconeogenesis; glucose 6-phosphate metabolic process; glycolytic process
Cellular component (GO): cytosol
Molecular function (GO): monosaccharide binding; carbohydrate derivative binding; glucose-6-phosphate isomerase activity
Source: RefSeq, a predicted model, not a curated record
AUGCAGGUCGAUUUCUCUAAGAACAUUGUGACGGAUGAGACCAUGGGACUUCUUUUUGACGUAGCCAAGCAAGCCAAGGUGGAGACUAUGCGCGACAAAAUGUUCAACGGAGAGAAAAUCAACAUCACCGAGGACAGAGCCGUGCUGCACGUGGCGCUGCGUAACCGCUCCAACACACCCAUCAAAUGCGACGGCAAGGAUGUCAUGCCCGAAGUAAACGCGGUACUGGACCACAUGAAGGAGUUCACUGAGGAGGUGCGCAAUGGCAAGUGGAAGGGGUACACCGGAAAGGCUAUCACGGACAUUGUCAACAUUGGUAUCGGUGGUUCUGAUCUGGGGCCCGUGAUGGUGUGCGAGGCUCUGAAGCCGUACGCCAAGCGUGACCUCAACAUGCACUUCGUGUCCAACGUCGAUGGCACGCACAUUGCUGAGACCCUGAAGAAAGUAAACGCCGAGACCGUCCUGUUCCUGGUAGCUUCCAAGACCUUCACCACUCAGGAGACCAUGACCAAUGCGCAGUCUGCCAAAGAGUGGUUCCUCGGACAGGUGGGUGGCAACGUGGAGCACGUGGCCAAGCACUUUGCCGCUCUCUCCACCAACGCCAAGGAUGUAGAGGCCUUCGGCAUUAACCCUAAGAACAUGUUUGGCUUCUGGGAUUGGGUUGGGGGACGCUACUCGCUGUGGUCUGCCAUUGGUACGCCCAUUGCGCUGUCGAUCGGCUUUGACAACUUUGUCGAGCUCCUGGCGGGUGCCCACGAGAUGGACAACCACUUCAAGACCGCGCCGCUGGAGAAGAACAUCCCCGUGAUCCAGGCUCUCAUUGGUAUCUGGUACAACAACUUCUUCGGCGCCGAGACGUAUGCCAUCCUGCCGUACGACCAAUACAUGCACCGAUUCGCAGCCUACUUCCAGCAGGGCGAUAUGGAGUCCAACGGCAAAUUCGUAUCGCGGGAUGGCAAUGAGGUCGACUAUUCCACCGGCCCCAUUGCCUGGGGCGAGCCCGGUACUAACGGACAGCACGCUUUCUACCAGUUGAUUCAUCAGGGUACUAAGCUGGUCCCGGCCGACUUCCUGAUCCCCAUCAAGACACACAACCCGGUCCAGAAUGGCCUGCACCACGAUAUAUUGGCUUCGAACUUCUUUGCGCAGCCCGAGGCUUUGCAGAACGGCAAGUCCGAGGCCCAGGCCAAGGCCGAGCUCGAGAAGAGUGGUAUGGAUGCCGAUACAAUCAAGACCAUCUUGCCCCACAAGGUGUUCAAGGGUAAUAAGCCGACCAAUUCCAUCAUGUUCGACAAGCUGACCCCGCGCGUGCUGGGUUCAUUGGUGGCAAUGUACGAGCACAAGUUCCACGUACAGGGUAUGAUCUGGAAUAUCAACUCGUAUGAUCAGUGGGGCGUGGAGCUGGGAAAAGCUCUGGCGAAGGCCAUUCUGCCGGAGUUGGAUGGCCAGGACGAGGUCACAUCGCACGACAGCUCUACCAACGGACUUAUCAACCACUACAAGAAAUCAAAAUAA